This is a messenger RNA of Stomoxys calcitrans (stable fly), 2179 nucleotides long. RefSeq names its product ADP-ribosylation factor GTPase-activating protein 1 (gene ArfGAP1). The transcript is spliced from 6 exons. Gene Ontology annotation, molecular function: GTPase activator activity. Gene Ontology annotation, biological process: regulation of endocytosis; regulation of ARF protein signal transduction. NCBI's taxonomy places the organism in Eukaryota, Metazoa, Arthropoda, Insecta, Diptera, Muscidae. Gene Ontology annotation, cellular component: Golgi membrane. Bases 529 to 1926 code for a protein of 465 amino acids. The record is from RefSeq and is a predicted model, not a curated record.
UUUUUUUCAUACUUCUUCAAGUUUGACAAGUUAGACCAGUGGCUGGCAAUUUUGCAUGGUUAAAUAAAUAAUAUUGCAAAAAUUGAAGAGAACAUGAUUAAUUAUUAUAAUCAUAAAUAAUAUUGUUCGCUUGUAUAGUACAAUUGAUUGCGUUUGAAAGCGACGUUUGCCUUCUUUUGAUUAUUUUGUUUUAACAAAAAUUUUAAUGACUUCCUCGAAAUCACGUACAACAGUUGCCACACUUCGCCACACUUCGGAUUCAUCUUCGCUAUCGUGCCACAAUCGUCAAGGAGGAGAUUGUGAAACAGUAUCGAGAAGCUACCAAGCUCAAGUUUUAGGUAUUACAAUAUUUGGAGUUGUGGGCUUUGUAGUCUUCAUAAAAUACGUAUGUACAAAAUAUUUUGCUGAAUUGGAGUUGGAGCACAGUCAACAACACCAAUAUACAGAAUUUUAGAGGGUCUGUUAUUGCUGUUGUUUCUUGAUCUUUGAGUCACCAAAGAACUCCUUCACCUACAUCAAAAAUAGGAAAUGGCCAGUCCAAGGACAAGACGUGUUUUGCAAGAGCUUAAACCUCAAGAUGAUAAUUCGAAAUGCUUUGAGUGCGGCACGCACAAUCCCCAAUGGGUUUCCGUUACAUAUGGCAUUUGGAUUUGUCUCGAGUGUUCGGGCAAGCAUCGUGGCCUCGGUGUGCAUUUAUCCUUUGUUCGCUCUGUGACCAUGGACAAAUGGAAGGAUAUAGAGUUGGAGAAAAUGAAAGUUGGGGGUAACAGAAAUGCUCGCGAAUUUUUAGAAGAUCAAGAUGAUUGGAAUGAUCGUGCCCCAAUUACUCAAAAAUAUAAUUCAAAAGCUGCAGCCCUAUAUCGUGAUAAAAUCUCCACCUUGGCUCAAGGAAAAUCUUGGGACUUGAACGAAGCAAAAAAACGAGUAGCAUCAACGGGUGGAUCAUCAACAAUGUCCUCCUAUACAGCUUCAUCUAGCAUGUCUAGUUCCAAUAGUAAUUCACAUUCCAGAAACAGCGGAAACUACCAACAGGCUUCCGGUGGUGGUUACCAAAAUGGCAAUGGUAGCGGUUAUAAUGCUGACAGUUACCAGCAGUUCAAUACACAAGAAUUUAAGGACCAAAAGGAAGAUUUCUUUUCACGCAAGCAAAUGGAGAACGCCACAAGACCAGACCAUUUACCGCCUAGUCAAGGUGGUAAAUACAGUGGAUUCGGUUACUCUCGUGAACCACCGCCAAAAACACAAUCUCAAGAAAUCAUUGACAAUACACUAUCAUCAUUAGCUUCUGGUUGGAGUUUAUUAUCGGCUGGGGCAUCAAAAUUUGCCGUUAUCGCUAAAGAAAAGGCAGUCACCACAGCCAACAUUGCAUCCUCAAAAAUAAAGGAGGGUGGGUUAAUGGAUUCAGUCACUGAUGUAGCUUAUAAGGUUACAGAUAUUGGUAAACGUGGCUGGAAUAAUUUAGCUGGAAGUAAUUUUACAUCUCCACAAAGCGAACAUGGAGGUUACGGCGAUUUCAAUCAAGAUAAUUCCUAUCAGCGCUCCCACUCCGUUGGGGGAAAUCUAUCCUCGGGCAUGGGUAAUCAAUCCAAUACCAAUGACAAUGACUGGGGAUGGCAGGAUAGUCCUCAGAAACAAAUGCCAUCAUCUAAAUCGUAUAACAAUCAGUUUAAGAAUAAUUCCGGAGUUAUUGAUGAUGACGAUGAUUGGUCCGGCUUUGACAGCUAUCAAGAUUCUUCAAGUUCUUAUCAAAAUUCGACUACAAAUACAACAACGACAAGCAAAAAUAUGAAACUUUCAUCAAAUGCCACUGCGCAAAAGCUAAGCGAAGGUUUCGAUAGCUUGGAUGUUAAAAGUGCAAAACCGAAAACUACAUCGUCCAACAAUAAAUCAGCUGAAGAUGAUGCGUGGAAUUUAUUAAUGAAUUAAGCGAUAUACAUAUAUUCAUAUACACAUACGACAUUUGAAAUCAAUUUGUUUAUGUCUUUGUUUUGUUUCUAAUGAUUAAUUUGAUUACUAUGAUUAUUCUUAUGUAUUUCAUAUAAUUUCUCCUAAUGUUUGAAUAUUUUUUAAUCUGUAAUUUUCGCUAGCAAAUUUUUUAGAAACUUGUAAUUUUGAUUGUCUAUUUGUCAACACUAUUAAAAAUAUACAUACUUGCAUACAUAUAUAUGAAUGUAACGAC